Molecule: messenger RNA, 1488 nt
Organism: Schizosaccharomyces octosporus yFS286
Lineage: Eukaryota; Fungi; Ascomycota; Schizosaccharomycetes; Schizosaccharomycetales; Schizosaccharomycetaceae
Product: WLM domain-containing protein
Exons: 1
Coding region: 180-971 (263 amino acids)
Source: RefSeq, a predicted model, not a curated record
UGAUCUCAAACACCAAGGCACUAAAUAGAAUAACGCGUUGCAAACCAAGACGCUAAAAACCUCCACCAUGGUAAACUUGUGGUUUUUACAAACCAUUCGUCUUUGGGAUUCCUUCGUUAAAUUUCGAUUUCUCAUUCUUUUAAUUUAAAUUAAAUUAAAUUAUUUUUUGAUUGAGCUGUAUGCUUCGACUGAACGACGACGAGCAUCCUAAUGAAUAUGUAGUCUUCAUAACAGCCGUUAAAGAUGCACAGGAACGAUUUGCGAAGGAUUAUUUAAAUCGAAUUGCUGCUAUGGCAUUUCCGAUUAUGAAAAACAAUGGGUUUGGUAUUACAUCCUUGGAUGAAGUGACCUAUAAUUCUCAGUUUUGGGGUAGAAAUUGGAACAGAGGCGAAUGUGUAGAGUUGGUGUUGCGAGAUUCUCGCGGGAAUUGGUUGCCUUUUGAGUUUGUUAUGGAUGUGUUUUUACACGAACUCUGUCACAUCUGGCGUGGCCCUCAUGAUAAAACCUUUUAUAAUCAUCUCUCUCAUUUGCGCCAAGAGUUAACGGAGCUUUAUGCAAAGAGCUAUAAAGGCCCAGGGAAGUAUAUGACAUGGGACUCAUUUUCUCUUGCCAAUGUCGUUGCGGGACUUCGCACAGUUGCUCAUCGGGGGGUCACCUUGACAUCCAGUACACCCAGUGGUAUCGACCUGUGCGGUGGCUCUCUCCAACGAAAGAGAAACAAACGUAGUGCCACAGGAUCACGAGUAGGAAGAAAGAAAAACGCAAAAACUGGUCAGAAACUUGGAUCCAACUUGGACGAAAGGAAAAAUAUGCUUCAGUCCACCUCAAAACCCCAGGCAAGGAGUAAUCGAGGAAGAGAAGCAAGACUUGUUGCUGCUGUCAAAAGAUCUGGCCCCCAUAUUGAAAACCCUACUGAAGCUCCACCUGCAGCCAAACAAAAGACACUGAAUAAUUUUAUUGUCAUUGAUUAAGUUUCAUCUAUAUGUAUAAUUUCUUUACUUUUCUUCAUGUCCCUGUCCCUGUCCCUGUUCCUUUUAUAUUACUUUAGUUCAUGCUAAAAUUGUUUCUAUCAUUUACUUUGUAAGAUGAUUCUGAAAAAGUUCGCUUGCUCCGAUGACUCAGUUUACUUUACACUUUAUGCAUGCUUGCAACUAUGGUUCCGGCGUUUGGUUUAAUGUUGGUUAGGAAGUUCGGUCGAUAGUAGGAAGAAAGAAAAACAACAUAAGAAAGCUUUUAUAAUUUACAACAUUCAUAAAGACUCAGAGUGACUAUAUGAAGCAUAUGGUUUGAGGUAUUUGAGUUUACGAUGUCUCGUAACAUCAAAACAUUGUAUAUUAGAAAAGCACUUUCACUCAAAUGAAAGAGAUUUAUUUAUGUUUUACUAUCAUAAGUUAUAACCAAGUGUAUCUAAUUUGAUCAUAUGUAGCUUCACUUUUCACAUUGUUCUUUUGACAUAUGUUCAUCACAGAUCGUAGUCUCCUUAUUCUU